This is a messenger RNA of Parascedosporium putredinis, 1512 nucleotides long. NCBI's taxonomy places the organism in Eukaryota, Fungi, Ascomycota, Sordariomycetes, Microascales, Microascaceae. The record is from the annotation of a GenBank genome assembly.
AUGCCCGAGAUGGAAGCGCACUCUGCGCGAUGGAGACGCCCGGCCGUUGACGAGGAGGGCUUCCGGCUGCUCAGAUCUUCGGAAACCCGCACCUUUGACUACGACGAAGAGCGGACCCCUGCCAAGCCCUCCAUGCCUACCGAGCCUCGCCGCCGCCGCUUCAUUUGCCUACCUCGGUGGUCCUCCGGGCCCCGAGAGCCCCGCCACCUCGCCGUGAGACCUCUCUUCCCGCUGUUCCAGCAGUGGCCGGUAAACAUCCUCGACCGACUCCCUUCCGCCGUCCGCGUCUUUUUCGUCGCCGUCUUCUUCCUCGUCUGGAUCGCCGCCUUCUCCUACCCCUUGGCCUCCGCCCACCGCCCGUUCCUGGACGGGGACGAAGAGUACGUCCGCAACCUCGACUGCGACGACACCCUCUGGUCCCCCAACGCCUGCGGUAUCGACGGCGAGCUGUGCCGACCCUUUACCGAGAGCCACUUUUCCUUUCGCUGCCCUGCCAACUGCGCCCGCGCCACCGCUCCCGGCCCCCACCCCGUCGGGCCUCACGAUGCCGCCGGCCUGCCCCUCGUCGUCGGGAGCAAUCCCUUCCGCGCCGACUCGUACAUUUGCUCCGCCGCCAUCCACGCCCUCGUUGCCUCGGACGAGCGCGGUGGGUGCGGCCGCGUAACCCGCGUAGGGAAGCACGACACCUACGCUGCCAUCGAGAGCAACGGCGUGUCCUCCAUCGAGUUCGACUCCCAUUUCCCCUUUUCCUUCACCGUCUCGCCCGAUCUGGAUGUCCCGUGCGAUGCGCAUCUCGACCCUCGGAGCUGGCUUUUUACCACCUCCACCUUCUUCCUCGGCCUCUUUUCCCUGUUUGUGACCUCGCCCGCCUGGCAGUUCUUCGUCGCCUUUGUGGCUGUCUUCGCCCACGUGGCCCUCGUCUCCGAUCCUGCCACCGUGUCCUAUCGCUCGACCGCCGUCCUCCCGGAGCGUGUCUCGGGUCUCCUUCACGGCCUAUUUCCCGCCAUCUUCGUCGCCGUCGUGAUUUAUAAGACCUGCGUAAAGAGGACUCUUGCCGGCCUGACGGCUCAGCUCGAGAAAACCAUCCUCUGGACCGGCGGCAUGUGGUUUGGUGCCAUGGCUAAUUACACGCUUGACUGGUUCCCCCUUGAUAGUAUCCCAGUUUACGAGCUGGCUGGGAUUGACAAGACCACCUUCCUGAUCGCUGCCGUUGUCGCCAUUAUCGGCUUCCUGGUUUCGUGGCACCUGUACUGCCUCUGGCUCGAGGGGCGACUGGAAAAGUAUCUACUGUUAUACCCUGCUGCCCUGUUGGCGCUUCUCUUCCUCGAUUGGCUUCCGGGUGGUGGCCUUGACCUGCACCUGUAUCAUUACGCCAUUGCCCUUAUCCUCAUCCCCGUGACUGCCACCCAAACCCGCCUGUCACUCCUAAACCAGGGGAUCCUACUUGGCCUCUUCAUCCACGAUAUCGCUCGCUACGGCUUCCGCCCCUCCUUGAGCCAAGCACUGCCGUAG